UCUCCCUCCAUUCUCUGUCCCCUCAUUUUCCUCUAUGCUCUUGCCUAGACUGGCAGUUUCCCCCAGCUCCUUGUACAGUCCGAUCUUUCCAUGCUGUCUUCAGGCCCUGCUUCCUGUACAUCUCCCAACCCUGGCACAGACAACCCAGACAAGAAAGUCCACUGGGCUUCUGAGAAGAGAAGGAGGGCAUCAUCCACGGACUCAGAGUCAAAGACUCACUUGGACAUUUCUAAGUUGCCCAGGUCCCGGAGACCCAGCCGGCUGACGGUGAAGUAUGACCGGGGUCAUCUGCAGCGCUGGCUGGAGAUGGAGCAGUGGAUAGAUGCUCAGGUCCAGGAACUCUUCCAGGGUCAAGAAGAUCCUCCUGAGCCCGAGAUUGAUCUGGAGGCUCUCAUGGAACUGUCCACAGAAGAGCAAAGGACUCAGCUGGAGGCCAUUCUCCAAGACUGCCCAGGCAACAGAGAGCCUUUUAUUUCUGAGCUACUCAGUCAACUCAAGAGACUUCGGAGACUCAGCAGGCCUUCGAAAUAAUCCUGGAGGGACCAUCUUCUGAAGCCUCAGCACUGUCAGGAUCCAUAUCUCUGAUCUGGAUACUGGCUGAAAGGCUGAAAGGCCUUCAAUACAGACAAGGGCUGCAGAAGACAAAGAGAGACACUUGAGUAGCCCACAUGUGUGUGCAGCCCCAGCUGGCUCUCAGCUGGGCUCUCUGGGAGUCAGCUGUAGUUGUUGUCUAAUGCUUUCCUUGGCAUCCAAGAUAAAGCCUUUAGAAACCCAGA
Messenger RNA from Mastomys coucha (southern multimammate mouse), 776 nucleotides. RefSeq names its product protein phosphatase 1 regulatory inhibitor subunit 14D (gene Ppp1r14d). Gene Ontology annotation, cellular component: cytoplasm. The transcript has 4 exons. Bases 91 to 531 code for a protein of 146 amino acids. The record is from RefSeq and is a predicted model, not a curated record. Gene Ontology annotation, molecular function: protein serine/threonine phosphatase inhibitor activity. Gene Ontology annotation, biological process: regulation of phosphorylation. Lineage: Eukaryota; Metazoa; Chordata; Mammalia; Rodentia; Muridae.